AUGUCUGCUCAACUCCAACACAAUGCAGCCUGGGAGGCUAGUUUCCUUGCAUUCCUCUCUCGCCAAUUCGUCGAAGGUGUUCCCAAAACACCCAAAAGCGCAAGUCUAGCUGGCCAAACUGCUCUCGUCACUGGUUCGAACGUUGGGUUGGGCUUUGAAUGCGCUCGCCAGCUUCUUGCUCUCAACCUUUCACAUUUGAUCAUCGCUGUGCGGAAUCAGGCUAGGGGUGACGCAGCUGCGAAGAAACUCCAGAAUGAGUUCCCUCACGCCAAGAUUGAGGUCUCCAUCGUUGAUAUGGCUUCGUACAAGUCUAUUCAGAGCUUCACCAAAUGGUGUGAGACGUUACCUCAACUCGAUAUUGCCAUUUUAAACGCUGGCUUGAGUAAACCCCAGUUUGAGCGAUCAGACGAGUCCAAGCAUGAAAUGACCACCCACAUCAACUACCUCUCUACUGCUCUUUUAGCAAUUCUCCUAUUGCCAGUCCUCAAGACCAAACGCGGAACUUCUACACCCGCACAUCUCGCCAUCGUCGGCUCAGACACAUCAUACUGGGCUGGAUGGAACGGCACCAAUGAUUCCGUCUGGGACGCCAUCGACAACCCCUCCAACUUCAACAGCAACGGCGCUUACUCUCUCUCUAAACUCCUCCUACUUAUGUUCGUCGACAAGCUCUCCCAGCAUGUCUCGCCCGAAGAAGUCAUCGUCAACUACCCCAACCCCGGCGCUUGCAGAGGUACAGAAUUCGGAUCCGAAGGGCACAGCAGUAUAAUCGAGAAGCUGUUUAUGUCAGUUGCGAAGCCUCUUAUUGGAAGAGCGGUAUCGACGGGUGCGCGUUCGUAUGUUGAUGCUGUCGCUGUCAAGGGCAAGGAGAGCCAUGGUAGUUUUGUUGGAGAGGGCAAGCUUAAACCAUUCCCUAGAAUGAUGUACGAGCCAGCAGGAAAGGCACUGCAAGAAACUGCAUGGAAGGACUUGAUGGAUGAGUUGAGCUUUGCGAAGCCAUUGGAGAUUCUCAAGGGCUCCAGUUGA
Messenger RNA from Fusarium sp. VM40, 1026 nucleotides. The record is from the annotation of a GenBank genome assembly. Lineage: Eukaryota; Fungi; Ascomycota; Sordariomycetes; Hypocreales; Nectriaceae.